Messenger RNA from Podarcis lilfordi (Lilford's wall lizard), 8458 nucleotides. NCBI's taxonomy places the organism in Eukaryota, Metazoa, Chordata, Lepidosauria, Squamata, Lacertidae. The record is from the annotation of a GenBank genome assembly.
GUAGUCCAGCUGCGGCCCGGCGCGCCCCCCCUGGACCUAGCCACCCCUGAACAAACCCUUUUAGUCGCCGGGGAUAAAAGAGGGCGAGGAAGGCGGCCGUGGCAAAGAGAGGCGGUUCGGUUAUCCCCGCGGCUCGCGCGGCCUACCUACCUGCUGGAAGCGCCCCUCGCAGUAGGCGUGCGCCUGAGGGACGUGGAAGGCCUCGUCCAUGUAGGGCGAGCGUUGCUGUCGGUUGAGCGCCGAGAAGAGCAGGCACGAGGCGAGGAAGGCGCAGCUGAGCGCCGCCGAGAAGUAGUAGGCCUCGGAGCGCUCCAUUGCUGGCGCCGGGGGUCGGGAGGGGAACCGGGCAAGAAACGCGAAGCCCGCCUCAGGAGAAGGCGAGCCCGGUAAGCCUGAGGCGCUGCUGCCUCGCGCGGCCGCCCAACCCCCGGCUCGGCGUUGUCCUCUCAGGCGGGGGAAGCCGCUGCUUCAAGCCGAGCCUUGCGGGGAAGGGGCUGCCGGGGACCCUCUCCGCCCCUCCUCCGAGAGCCAGGCCGGGCGCUUGGCGAAUAUCUCCCUUUUUUUCUAAGCUCGCCUUGAAAGGCUGUGUGUGUGUGUGUGUGUGUGUGUGUUAUUGCCACACUUUGUGCAACGGCUUCCGUGUCGCGUGUGAGCUUUGAAAAAUAAUAUUUUUAAAAAAUACUUUUCAAGUUUACGCAUUUCACCCAUUUUUAUACCUUUCACUCAUUUUACAAUCCUUUCUUUUUAAAAAAUUAUUUAUACUUUCAAGGUUAUACAUUUCACCAGCUUUAUACAUUUCACUCAUUUUACAGUCCUUUUGACAUUUCAAAACUUGGACUUCUUUCCCCCUCUUUCUGCGGCUCCAUAACUUUAUUUUUAAUAUCUUCCGUGUAUUGCAAAUUAACUCAAUGUGCUCAUUUAUUCAUCUUCUUUAAAUAUAUACCCUUAUGAAACAGCAGGUUGUUACAGUAAUCCUGCCAAAUGUUUUUAUCUGUUACCCAGUCAGAUGGAUGGGGUAUAAAUAAUAAAAAUUAUUAUUAUUAGUCUGUAAAUAUUCAGUAAAGCAUUUCCAUUCUUUUAUUUUUUUAAAAAAAUGUUAUCUCGAUUUCUUAUUCUUCCGGUAAGUUUUACCCCAUUUCUGCAUAUUCCAUAAGUUUUUGUAUCCAUUUUUCCUUUGCUGGGACUUGUCACAUGUGAGCUCCCUGUGUGCAGAUUGCAGACCCUCCUGAUAUAGGCAAAAAUAGGGGUGGUUGGCUUUUGCUCCCCAACUCCCCAGGGACCCCUAAGUCCAGGAUCGGUCAGAGAUGAAUGGAUGGAGGCAGGAUCCAGUGGAAACCAAGGCGGAUGUAGCAAGGAGGCGAAAGAGACCCAGAACGUUUCUUUUCAGGGUUUGCAUUUUGGCUGGAGAAGAAGGACAUCCCCUCUACAAACAGUCAGAAAUUACAUCCCACCCAAGGUGGGGUUACUGUGGCAAAUCCUCAGGAUUUGGCAAGUUUUACAUAGUUCCAGUUUACACAAAAACAUUAGCAUUUGAUAAAACCAUCAGGAGGCCUGUCAGGCAUCCCUCAAUCUGGGCAAACAAUGACAAUUACUACAAAGGAGGUUCAUAGAUAUAGGAGAUGAAUCCCUUCAGGAACUUCCCCUGAUGGCUAUCUGCUUACCUGUUCUCAGUUAAGGGGGAUUAAAGAGGCAGAGGAAAUAUUUGCAGUCUUUAGGAGAGCCAAGAUGGCUUUUGGAUUGCCCUCCUGUACUAUUUUAGACACAUGGUUCGUAUACUUAUGUAUGUGUGUUUACCUUGUGCAUUCAUCAACAUUUAUUCUAUAUUUGAGAUCUUAGCAUUCCUAUAGCACUCCCAAAGGUUCCUGUUUUCAAGGGAUUUACAGAAGCCAUCACACUUUUCAAUUUGAACUUUGAAUGCCCCACUUUUCCUUACGACAUCCCUAAGGAGGUUUGAGAGCGAACAUCCUUUUCCUGUCGUCAGCCAGCCAGUGACUUUAAUCAGAGGUAGACUGUCCCUGAAUAUUGAGGUUCUAUGCAUUUUGAUCUGAUGUGCGGGGGCGGGGGGAGUUGCAGAAAUUGUUAAAUGCCAGAAUAUUAACAAGGGUCUAAAUUUGAGGCCCCCUGUGAGGCCACAGCCCAAAAGACCCUUCUGUCCCACCCCUUGGCUGUGCACACAUAUGUAGUAGAAAUAUAAUUGUCUAUUAAGAUCUUAUUUUGUUGUUUUUGCUUAUCUGCUUCUGCACAGGACCAACGGUGACUCACUGAUCCUACGCACAGGAUCAUCUCGGAAAAAUUAAUUGGAUCACUAGUGCUAAAGGUAUUCAUUUAUGGAAUUUAUUUAAAAAGUGACCCCAUUGACAGCAAAGAUUGCCCAUUAAUAGCAAAGAUUGCAUCAGAAUCAUCCCUUUGUCAAGUGAAAAGUUCAAAAACACAUUUGGAAACAUUUUUUAAGCUUACUGAUGGGGGUGGGUGAGAGAGAGAGAGAGGGCGGGAGGAGCAUAUUUCAUUUGACCCAUCACUCCUGAACGCUCUUUCCAUAAUGCGUGUCUCUUAUUCUAAGCAAUAACAUUUCUACGGAAUUUUGUAGAUUUUUUAAAAAAGAAACACUAUGCACCAGUUCACUCUGUGAACAGACGCUGUCCAGCACAAAAGUCCCUGCACAUUGCAGAGAACUCGGGGGGGUGGGGUGGAUCUGCUGUCACUUUGUGUAUGGUUUGGAAAAGAAAAAAAGCAGUGAUAACAACUUAGGCUGCCUUUUGCAAAAACACAGUAUGGCUGUUGGAAUCCAGCUUCUGUAGGGUUUUCCAGAGAAUGGGUCAACGACAACUCCAGAUAAUGACUGGCUGAGCCAAAAUGUAUAAACACUGAAAUGCAACGUGUUUUUAAAUGCUGGUUUGGCCGUGAAAGUCAUGUAUGUAUUGUACUUCUGCACAAUGAGAGGGUACGAGUCUUACAUUGUUGUUUAAAGCAGAAAAGCUCAAUAUAACUAUAAAAAUUAGUAUGAGCGAUAUUCCCAAAGCUGAUGCACGUCUUGCAUUUUUGCACUGUGUCUUUGUCGAAGAAUGACAGGCCACAUAAACCCUUUAUACUUACAAGAUCAGACUGCUUAAAUCAGAAUAAAUUUAGAGCAUAAACUUUUCAAAGUAGUUCGGUUUUUCCAGCUGCUGACAUGGAACACGGUCACUAGGCCAAGUUCAUACUAAUCUUGUGCAGACUUGACAACUUUUGAAACGUCUCUGGAAUGUAGCCUUAAGCUUAAUUAAGUAAAACUACUAGGCAAAGAGCAAACACAAAAGUAUCAACAAUACCCAUUGGUCACUUUUUAUAAAUGUUCCAGAGCUGACUGAUUCAGAAGCAGCAUACUGCUGUGUUGCAAGAUGCAGUGUUUAACACAUCGUCUGGAACUGUUUCCUGACUGCCUUGUUACUCUUAUCCUGUUUAAUGAUGUGAAAAAUGCUGCCACGCUAAGAAAAAAAGCAAUGGAAGGAGCUAUUGAUGGAGCAUUAAUUAAUCCUGCAAUGGUGAGCAAAUAAUUUUUUUGUGUAUUCAUUACUUUGGUACCGUAAGGUUUGCAAAUCUCACAGAGCUAUUGCAAUCCUGCCUGUGUGAAAUUCUGAGUUUCAGGAGCUGUAUUAGAUUUGAAGGAGAAGGCAAUAGAUUGCUAUUCAGGUAGGAGCAGGUCAGCGAGAAUGUUAACUGUGCCCAGUUGGACAAAGGUACAGAUUUUUCAGGAAACUUGUGAAAGGUUGUAUGAGAGAAGGGAUGGAACAUUUACCGGGGCGCUCUGCCCUUUCUGUAGCAACUUUCCUGAGUCCAAGAAACAUCGUGCUUUGCAGAACACAAAGUAAAAUGAAAGGGGACUUUAAUGGGUGUGUUCGUUCUCUACCCAUCCUUGGUUCAAGCCAACCGUGUUUGAUCUCUAUGGCUCCCUCUGUCUCCCAGAUGUCUUUGCAGGGAACUGCUGUGCUGGCAUGGCUAGUGAGUAGAGCAGACAAAUGAGGAAAUACUGGAUAUGCUUUGAUGCUGAUGGCUGCUUGAAAGUGGCCCAAAACCACUGUUUGAGAAGCACUGCCCUACUGGCUGUAUUUUUGCUUCUUAUUUGGACUUUGGUUUAUUUGUCCUCAUAUUAAACCAUUUUGAAUAUGCUAGAUCAGUUUCUCAUUUUUUAAAAAAACUGCAAAAUAGAAAUUUCACAUCUGGGUGAGAGAAGAGCUUUAGAAAAGUUUUCACUUUCCUCAGGUUUUCAAAAUGUUUAUCCACAUUUUCUCACGAUUUUUUCUUCUUUGUUUCUUCUCGUUAUACUGCUAUACUCUCUGCAAAAGGCUUUUUUCUGAUUCUUUACAAGAUAGUGAGAGCUGUAUUAAUAGGAUUCCAGUUUCCCCUGGUAGAAAUGUGAUGUGUGAAUUUAAUUUUCAUUUAAAUAUCUACUUGUACUUGUGAUAGGAAUUUUAUGGUUUUAGAUAUAUGGGAACCUAUGUAAGGACUCUAUAUGGGCUCUUGGAUACCCAAUAAGGGAAAAGGGCAUAUUUUUAUUUACAACAUACUGUUACUACUGUAUGUUUAGACCUCAGACAUGGUUUUAGUGAUAGACCAAAGUUAUUUACAAUGUGUGGAAUUGCCCCCCCUCCUUCUCCUUGUUUCAACAUUUAAUUGAUGGCAUAACAGGCUCUUUGCCAUUUCUAAAGUAUAUUUUUCCUUGUUGAGCUAAGGAAAGCAGUGGGUCUAUUUUGAGGCCUAUCCCUGGAAACCAAACUUUAUUCUGUAUUUUUUGGCAGAUUGUUGAUCCAUUUCAGUUACUCGUGGCAACGAAUAAAGCUGUACAUCUCCACAAGAUCGAUAAAAUGAAGACAAGAACUCUUAACGCUGAAAUAAUAUUCAACCUUUCCCCGAACAACAAUGUAAGAUGGCGUCCUACAGCAUGCUCUGAUUUUUUUUUCUUUUUUUGCAAUAAGAGCCCUGCCAGAUCAAGCCAAAAGGCCCAUCUAGUCCAGUAUUCUGGCCUCAUAGUGGCCAAACAGGUGCCUACGGGAAGAAUUUGAGCAGGACCUCCUGACUCAAAUGAAUUUGAGCAGGACCUCCUGACUCCUAACAGUGAAAUAAGAUUUGCUUGUCCCCGAAGAAGGCUGCUAAUUGAAAGGUGUUAUGUGUAUUAUUCACCACACAAAAUAUUUCCUGACCAUCAGUUUGCCUGCACACAUACCCUCUUAUUAAGCCACCCUCGUCUCUGCAAGACUGAAACAAGGUCUUAACAAAGCAUUCAGUCUUAGGCUUCACAACUGCUGCCCUUAUACUGAGUUCAUAAAAUAUGUAAUCUGAAUACUAAUUUUAUGGAUACUAAUUUUUUUCGUUCCCAUUCAGGAACUGCCUCUGAUUGUCUACUAUAAUCUGCCCCUACCCCAGUAAACAAGCACUGUGGGAAACCGUGUUCUUGGUUCUCUGGCUCUUCUUUUGGCUUGGGAAUCCUCACAGAGGUCUGACCUAUAAGAAGGCAGGCUUUCCUGUACAGGCCUGGACACUAUGUGACAGCCCCAUCAACCCAGGAAAAAAUAACCCAGCCAUGUAUUUUGCCUUGUUGGCUCCCUUUCUUGUUCUUGCAGACCUGGGUGGGUAGCAAAAACACUGGAGAAUUGAGUUUCUGGUUGAUAGUAUUUUGUUUGAUUGCUUACAAGUUGUGCAGGUCUGCUCUACAGCCCACACAUGCAAUGUGUCCUGGGCUUCCUCCAGACUCUUCCUGCAGUAAUAUUAGAACAAAAACCAACCAGAGGUUAUCAUGUACAGUAUUUACACCACCAGGAUCUCAACAUACAUGUAGAAUGUGUCAACUAAGAGUCUUAGAAGUCCCAUAACCAUACAGGAAGUUUAUACCACUCUUGCCCAUCCCUUGCUUUGACACAGCUUAUCAUUCUUUAAAUCUGACAUUAAAAUCCUCUGCAUGUCCCUCAUAUAGUGACUUGAAAACACAUGAAUGAAUAUUAAACUGCCUAUGAUAAAAUAUGCCCACAUUUGUUGUAAGUAUUUAUCUUGUGAGAUAGUUAACAUUUCACUUAACAACUAAUUUAAUCUUUUCAGAGCUUUGGAACCAAAUAAAUGGGAAAAUAUGUUUUGUGAGAUGCUUUGGAUUGCUAGGAUGUGAUUGACGUACAUAAGAACACACAAUUCUGUGUUUUAGAUUUCAGAUGCCUUCAGAAAGUUUGGCAUUUCCGACAGUGACACUGCCGUACUCGUUGUUCUGGUUGAAGACCAAGAGAAAACCGUGAAUCUGGAUGAUGUAAUACGUCAAGUGGAAGGCCAGCAAGUCCCCUUAGCAGACCUCCCCAAAAUAACAGACCUACAGAAAGUUAAAAAGGUUUGUACAAGUUUGUCCCGGGUUAAGGGUUGAGAUAAGACAAAAUACAGCAUUUUCUUUGGUUUGUAAUGACAGUUUGUAAUUGUAAUUUUGCAAUUACUUUUAGUACAGAGUGGUGGGGGGGGACCUGUGACUCUCCAGAUUCCCACAGCCCCAACUAAAAGGAGUGUGGCAAUUGGGAGUUGAAAUUCAGUUUGUGGUGGGCCACAAUGUGUUAAUUUCUGAGAUAGAUGGACAUAUAGUGCAGUCUUAAGCACAUUUAUUUAGCUCACUAAAUUCAGUGGGAUUUCCACACAGCUAAGCAUGGGGGGAUCUAACCACUGAUCUAAACCACUGAGCCUCUUGGGCUUGCUGAUCAGAAGGUCGGCGGUUUGAAUCCCCGCGACAGGGUGAGCUCCCGUUGCUAGGUCCCAGCUCCCACCAAGCUAGCAGUUCAAAAGCACGCUGAAAAAGUGCAAGUAGAUAAAUAGGUAAUGGCAUUUCUGUGCACUUCUCUGGUUUCGGUGUUCCGUUGUGCCAGAAGCGGCUUAGUCAUGCUGGCCACAUGACCCGGAAAAACUGUCUGCGGAAGCGGACAAACGCCGGCUCCCUCGGCCUGUAAAGUGAGAUGAGCACCGCAACCCCAGAGUCGUCUGCAACUGAACUUAACUGUCAGGGGUCCUUUACCUUUACCUUUAGGCAUCCUUAGCAAUGCAAGCAUACCCCUACAUUUUCUUAAUCUUCUUUUGUGUCUUACAUUUUCCCCACUCUGUAUUGAGAGUUUUGACUACAAAGUACAUUAGGGUGCAGUCCCAUGGUCCCUGGAGAGGUCAUCCCAGCAGCCAUUGAUGUUGCCAUUUUUUGUGGGUGUACAGAGAGGUCCAGAAGUAGAAAAGUAGGUCCACCCCUGGAGACCCCUGGAGAUCUUCUCAAUUCAGCCAUGGAGACCUCUGAAGCCAUCCCUCCUCCCCUGUUGGUGCUGGGGGGACAGAGAGAGAGAGAAGGAGCAAGUUGGGGCUGAACCAAGGGAGAUUUUUGAUUCAUAGAAUCAAAGUCACCCCAUUCCCCUAAGAAGGGUGUGAAAAAAUAUGACAGCCUUGGAGCUGCCAUACUUACCGUAUUUUUCGCCCUAUAGGACGCACUGGCCCAUAGGACGCACCUAGUUUUUUUUGGGGGGGGGACAAAGGGAAAAAAAUUAUUCCCCCCCCCCCAGCUGCGGCAUCAGCCCGCCCCGCGCUCCGGGCAGCAGGCUGCUAUCCGCAGCCUAGGCUUCCCAGGCUUGCUGAUAGCUUCCUGAAGCCUGGAGAGCAAGAGGGGUCAGUGUGCACCGACCCCUCUCGCUCUCCAAGCUUCAGCGAAAGCCUGCAUUCGCCCCAUAGGACGCACACAGAUUUCCCCUUCGUUUUUGGAGGGGAAAAAGUGUGUCCUAUAGGGCGAAAAAUACGGUAUUUCCGUUCUAGCUGUCUCCUCCCCAGCUUUGAUUCCUGCAUUGCAGGGGAUCGGACUAGAUGACCCUCAUGGUCCCUUCCAACUCUACAACUCUUAAGAUUUUAUUAUUUGCUCUAGCAGGGCAUUGGAAGUUAUAGCAGCUAUGCUUUGGAUUCUCCCUUCUGCCUGCCAUAGGAUUGCUGUGCCCAUUUUUUCAACUUGACCUAUAAAGCUGGACAACCUUUUGCUCCUCCGGAAAGUGACUAUUCCAUUUUCUUUGCAGUUGUACAAGCUAACCCCACAGGAAGAAAAAAUAGGCACGCUGCUGGAUGGCAUCAUUUGUAGAAUGGCAACUAAAGAUGUUUCAUGAAAAAAAAAGUUAGGACAUUGAAACAGUUUUAGCCUGAAACAAAUGUUUAUUUCAGUUUUUCUGUUUGGUCGAACCAGUGUUAAAAUGCCCUGAAGUCUAACUCUUAUUUUGUUUGAAAACGGAAGCUGUCACAAUUUUAUUACAAACAUGGAAGAAUGUUUGGGUAUUUUGAUUAUUUUAUAAUCAAGAAGUAAAAGUUUAUUGUUCACUGUAUUUUUGCAUACUGCCCUUCUGGCAAUGUACGCCAGGCGGUGCACAAUUUAAAUGACUAAAAGAGAGAGGGAGUAAAAGAUACAAAAAGCAAAACAAUAAAAUGACAGCAUUUUCUUGGGUUA